Messenger RNA from Oppia nitens, 462 nucleotides. RefSeq names its product cyclin-dependent kinase inhibitor 1C-like. The transcript has 2 exons. Lineage: Eukaryota; Metazoa; Arthropoda; Arachnida; Sarcoptiformes; Oppiidae. The record is from RefSeq and is a predicted model, not a curated record. The coding region runs from base 1 to 462 and encodes 153 amino acids.
AUGCCAUACGUUUUCAACAGUAAUACCGGUCACAUAGUCAUCAUUAUCAGCUCCCUGUCCUCCCUGUCUAUACUCGAAUGUAUAGUUCAGUACUCGACUGUCCCGAAGCACAUCCUUCAACAGUCUACCAGUAGACGGUUGGGCACUCGUAUCACGAACUAUGGCCUUCCAGCAGUCCCAGCAGCUGCGGCAGCACCAGUGGCUGCACCGGCUCCGGCACCAGUCAGUGCCGCAGCUCCCGUUCCACCAGCAAUAGCACCAGCAACGGCUCCGGUCGCAGCGCCGGCUGUAGCCGAUGUGGCCACUGCUGCGGCAGUAGUUGCAGCCGUGCCGGCCGAACCCAAAACAGCUGAACCGACUCCAGCGGCCGCACCGGCAGCAGCAGGUGAGGCGGCACCACAGGUGGCCACUGUUACGACAACUCCGCCGACUAAUACAGUCAUCUUUAAUAACAAUUUAUAA